CUUCCCAAUCACAAAAUCGAUCUCUCUAAAUUCACACCCAAAAAAUCCAAUAAUCUAAAAAACCCUCUUUACAUCUCUUUUUUUUUUUGGCCACUAUGUUACCGGAUAAACCAUUGUUUUUCCGGUCAACUAUUCAAUGGUCUUUCAGGGUUUUACUGUUGGCAGUAAUUCUUGGUUUAUUUCUCUUCUUUUUAAGUACAGAUUUCCAUAAAGAUCUCAUCUUUAACUUGAAUGACAACAAACUAGUAAAUAAUAACCAUAAAAACUUCACUUUCCAAGAAAACCCAGUUCAAGAAACUUCAGUUCAAGCAACCCAAGUUCAAGAAAACCCAGUUCAAGAAACCCCAGUUCAAGAUUUCAUCCAACCACCAUUAACUCAGCUGAAUCUCACCGGAAAACCUGUAGAUCCGGUGACCCUUUACCCCAAAUGGCUCAAACCUCUUCAAGACUUGUCAAACUACUCAACAAAUUUACUGACCCAAUGGCUAGCCCCAGGUGGUGAGCCAUGUAAAGAUUCUGUUACUGAUGAUAUAUACGUACAUGGUUUGGAUGAUAUAUAUAAUCUUGAAAAAAAGAAAAAUAGUGAUAUUGUAUUGGCUACUGGGGUUAUUCAUGAAUAUGUGAUACAAACAUUGGAUAAGUUUGGAAAUAAGAGGUGUUUGGGUGGUGAUUAUUUUGAGACUGAUAUUUCUGGUGAUUAUUGGAAAUCUAGGCCUCCUGUUAAAGAUUUAGGUAACGGAAAUUACUCUUUUGCCCUUCAAGUUCAUCCUGAUUUUACUGGUGUGUAUAAUUUUACUGUUAUUUUACUGUUUAGACAUUACCAAGGCUUAAAAUUCUCCCCUGAAAGAUUUGCUGUUGAUAAACUACUUCGUGUUGUUUCCAUUAGUUUUGUAAAUGGUAAUAGUAGUAGUGGUAAUAGUAAUGCGGUAAAUCUGGUUUUGCCGGAGUUAAAAAAGUGUAGAAAGAGGGAUUUUAGGAGAGAUGUUUGGUCUGGUCGAUGGACCCGACCAGAGAAAUUUGAUGUGUGUUUGAUUAGCAAUGAUGGUAGAUUUCGGUGUCCGAAAUAUAGUUACCCAUGUAAGAAACCAUGGUGUGAUGGGCCGUUAGGAUCCGUUGAGAGUAACGGGUGGGUAUAUUCUACCCAUUGUUCAUUCAAGUUAUUUGAUUCGAAAUCUGCUUGGAAAUGUUUGAACAAUAGGUGGUUGUUCUUUUGGGGCGAUUCGAAUCAUUGUGAUACGAUUAGGAAUAUGCUUAAUUUUGUUUUGGGUUAUGAAAUCGCUACGGUUCCUAGGUUGUUUGAUAUGAAUAUUACUAACCCGAAAAACCCUCUUCAGUCAUUUCGGGUUACUAAUGUUUUUAACGGGCAUUAUAACCAUACAGGGAAUUACCAAGGAUUAAAUUCGUUAUAUAAUGAUGGUUAUAGAGAGUAUCUGAAAGGGUUUUUUUCGGGUGAGGUUGUGCCCGAUACAUUAGUCAUGAAUUCAGGGUUACACGAUGGGGUCUAUUGGCCGAAUUUGAGGAGGUUUAUAAAGGGCGCACAUGAUGCUGCUGAGUUUUGGGCCGGGGUUAUAGACGGGGUACGGAAGAGGAAAGUCGUCGCCCCAGAAGUUGUUUACCGGACAACCGUCGCCACAGGCGGGUACGCGCGUAGAUUGGUGUUUAACCCGCAUAAAAUGGAGGCGUUUAACGGUGUUUUUGUUGACAAGUUGAGAGAGUUUGGAGUGAUUGAUUAUGUUGUGGAUCAUUUUGACAUGACUUAUCCGUGGCAUUUCGAUAACCGGUGCAAUGAUGGUGUACAUUACGGCAGAGCUCCGGCGAAGGCGCGGUGGCGGGAUGGUGGUAUUGGGCAUCAGUAUUUUGUUGAUCUCAUGUUGUGUCAUGUGUUGUUGAAUGUAUUAUGUUCAAGGUAGUUUGUAGGUAAGUCACACUUGACAUGAGGGAAAGUUGAUGUAUUCUUAUGUAUAUUAUGUAUUUUUUUGACCAAUGUAGUUGGUGUUAUUGAAGAGGGAUAUAUGGGAUGGUGAUUCUUUAUUA
Molecule: messenger RNA, 2034 nt
Organism: Erigeron canadensis
Lineage: Eukaryota; Viridiplantae; Streptophyta; Magnoliopsida; Asterales; Asteraceae
Exons: 1
Coding region: 96-1910 (604 amino acids)
Source: RefSeq, a predicted model, not a curated record